UUUUCCACUUCAGAGGGAGUUCUUAGUUUUUAGUUUCUUUCCCAAGUUUGCGCGUUGCUUUCUGGGGUGUUGUUUAUAACUCUAAAGGUCAUUCUCAAGAAUUUCAGAAUAUGGAGAGACCUGGGUUCCUCUUGUCGAGAACAUUGUUGCUGGUAUACUCUGUUAUAUACAUGGUCAACUUAACCGUAGCACUAGCAACAAAAACCAUCACCACAGACCAAUCUGCUCUUAUUGCUCUUAAGGCUCAUAUCACUAGUGACCCUCAAAACAUCUUGACUACCAACUGGUCUGCCAGUAAAACCUCCAAUAUUUGCAACUGGGUUGGCGUUACUUGCGGUGUACACCACCUUAGAGUCACAGCCUUGAAUCUCUCCUUCAUGGGUCUCACAGGCAUCAUUCCUCCCCACCUAGCCAACCUCUCAUUUCUUGUUAGCCUAACCCUCCGAAAUAAUAGUUUCCAUGGCAACUUGCCCCAAGAAUUGGCUGCUUUGCGCCGAUUGAAGUUGAUUAACUUUGGAUUCAACAAUUUUAUGGGAAUCAUUCCAGCAUGGUUUGGGCACUUAUCCAAACUUCGAACCCUUGGUUUGUAUGGUAAUCAGUUUUCAGGUUCCAUACCCAAUGCUAUCUACAACUUAUCUGCACUGCAAGUACUUGAUCUUAGCAACAACCAGCUAUCAGGUAGCAUACCAAGAGAAAUCGGGAAGUUAACAAAGUUGAAGGGGAUAUACCUUGCCUACAACAAUUUUGAGGGUAAAAUACCGAGAGAAAUAGGGAACUUAACAAUGCUGCUGGAGAUAUACCUGGACAACAACAAUUUCAAAGAAAUUCCAAACGAGAUGGGCAGUUUAGAUAAGUUGGAGAACUUGUUCGUGCAGUUUAAUACCCUAAAAGGCACUCUUCCUGUGGCUCUAUUCAAUAUGUCUUCUUUGACUAGUUUGGCUUUACAUCUAAACAACUUGAAUGGUAGUAUUCCAGACAAUGUAUGUCAGCAUCUUCCUCGUAUUCAACUUCUUGAUUUGACUGACAACAAAUUUAGUGGUCCACUUCCCUCCAAAUUAUGGCAAUGCCGAGAGAUGCAAGUAUUAGCGUUGAGCUCUAACAAAUUCAGUGGAAGCAUACCCAAAAAUAUUGGGAACUUAACCCAAAUCACACAGCUUCAUCUUGAGCUCAACAACUUGACAGGUGCUAUACCACCAGAGAUUGGCGGUCUUCGAAGUUUAGAGGUUUUUGUAGUCUAUGGUAACAAUCUAAAUGGCCUGAUCCCAUCCACAAUCUUCAAUAUGUCCAUGAUAAGAACAAUAUCGCUUGGUCUAAAUCAGCUAUCAGGUAGCCUCCCAGCAAACAUAGGCGUUGGGGUUCCCAACUUGGAAAAGUUUGUUUUACCAGAAAAUCAAGUCAGCGGAGUAAUCCCCAACCUCUCCGAUGCCUCUAAGCUCACCCAUCUAGACAUGGGUAGAAACUCAUUUACUGGGUUCAUUCCUAGCACACUAUGUGCAUUAACAAACCUUCAAGUCCUUGGCUUAGAGAUGAAUACUUUGACAAUUGAUAUUUCUACUCCGGAAGCAAACAUUCUCUCUUGCUUGGCUAAUCUUAGAAAUUUGGCGGCAAUGUACUUGACAGGUAAUCCGUUAAAUGUCACAGUUCCUGUUUUCUUUGAGAAUCUGUCUACAUCAUUGCAAGAUCUUCGUUUAGCCCUUUGCAACAUGAGGGGUGAAAUUCCCAGUGAAAUUAGUAACUUGAGCAGCUUGGCAGCCUUGGACCUGGGUUACAAUCACUUGAGUGGACCAAUUCCAGCUUCACUGGGAAGACUACGUAAUCUGCAAGGUUUGUAUUUGGAUGAAAACAAGUUGCAAGGAUAUAUCCCAUACGAAAUUUGUCAACUCGAAAACCUGGUCGACUUAUUUUUGGGUGUCAAUCAACUAUUUGGUUCUAUACCUCCCUGUUUGGGUAAUUUAGCCACAUCUCUAAGAAGUCUAUCAUUAGAGUCAAAUUUGUUAAAUUCCACAAUACCAUCAACCUUGUGGGAAGUAGCAUUUAUAUUACACAUAAACCUGUCAUCCAAUUCUCUUACUGGAUCUCUAUCAGAUGAUACUGGAAAAUUAAAAGUUGUGACAGAUAUGGAUUUAUCAAAUAACAAUUUAUCAGGUCGUAUACCAAGCAACAUCAAGGGUUUGAAAGAUUUGGUUAAUCUCUCGUUGGCAAAUAAUAAUUUCCAAGGCCCUAUUCCUAGUUCAUUUGGCGACUUAGUGAGCCUGGAAAUCUUGGACUUAUCCAAAAACAAUCUUUCUGGAGUGAUUCCAAAGUCUCUAGAAAGACUCUUACACCUCAAGUAUCUGAAUUUGUCUUCCAACAGACUCCAAGGAGAAGUUCCAACCGGUGGACCUUUCAAAAACUUCUCUGCUCAAUCAUUUCUCUCGAAUGAUGCACUGUGUGGCGCACCCCGACUGAAUAUGUCACCAUGCAAAAGCAGUACAAAACAUAAACCCCGUUCCCGGAAAGUUGGUUUGUUCAUCUUGAAAUAUAUUAUUCCAGGGAUCAUAUCAGCAAUACUCCUAGCGGUCUCCAUAUCGAUGUUGAUACUACACAAGAAAAGGAGCGUACCAGUUGUAAUAGAGGCUACCUUGUCACCUCAACUUCUUUGGAGAAGAGUUUCACACCUUGAACUUCUUAGGGCGACAAACGGCUUUAAUGAAAGAAACUUACUUGGAAGUGGGGGUUUUGGCUCAGUGUAUAAAGGGACACUUUCAGAUGGGAUAGAUGUUGCUGUAAAGGUUUUCAAGUUACAGCUAGAAGGGGGUUUCAAGAGUUUUGAUAGGGAAUGUGAAAUGCUAAGCAAGAUUCGUCAUCGAAAUCUUAUAAAAGUCAUCAGUUGUUGCAGUCAAACUGAUUUCAAAGCCUUGGUACUGAACUACAUGCCUAAUGGGAGCCUUGAGAAGUGGUUGUAUACUGAAAACUCUUCUUUGAGUAUCUUACAGAGGAUGAAUAUAAUGGUAGAUGUUUCAUUGGCAUUGGAAUACCUACACCAUGGUUAUUCAAUACCUAUUGUACAUUGCGAUUUGAAGCCCAGCAAUAUACUACUAGAUGAUGAUAUGGUUGCACACGUUGCCGAUUUUGGAAUCGCAAAACUCUUGGGUGGAGGAGAUUCUAUGACCCAAACCAUGACCUUAGCCACAGUUGGGUAUAUGGCUCCAGAGUAUGGAAUGGAAGGAAUAGUUUCAACAAGAGGGGAUGUUUACAGUUUUGGAAUUGUAGUGAUGGAAACAUUCACAAGAAGGAAGCCAACAGAUGAGAUGUUUGUUGGGGAGAUGAAUUUCAAGCAAUGGAUUACAAAAUCACUAUUACCAGAUGCAAUAAAAGAUGGAGUUGUGGAUGAUAAUUUACUUGGGACAGAGCAGAAUGAUGAUGAUUUUGUGAGCAAGAGGGAUUGCUUAUCAUCCAUUAUGAGAUUAGCUCUCGCUUGCUGUGCAGAAUCACCAGAAGAGAGGAUAAGUAUGAAAGAAGCUGUAGCCACACUCAAGAAAAUCAAGACAAAGUUUCUGAAGGACGCUGCAGGAGGUGCUCUGUUAAACCGUCCUCUUGUUCAGCACUUCAAUUAAUGAAUUCUAUGACAUAUAUAUAUUUCAUGCACUUCGAUUUUUAAUUUCUGCCUUUAAUUGAUGGACCAAGUCAUGCUUUUUGUUUUGAUGUUUAACUGAUUGUAUGCUGGAGAGUGUAGACUGAUUGUA
This is a messenger RNA of Prunus persica (peach), 3725 nucleotides long. Its product is annotated as probable LRR receptor-like serine/threonine-protein kinase At3g47570. The coding region runs from base 111 to 3596 and encodes 1161 amino acids. Gene Ontology annotation, biological process: protein phosphorylation. NCBI's taxonomy places the organism in Eukaryota, Viridiplantae, Streptophyta, Magnoliopsida, Rosales, Rosaceae. The transcript is spliced from 7 exons. The record is from RefSeq and is a predicted model, not a curated record. Gene Ontology annotation, cellular component: plasma membrane. Gene Ontology annotation, molecular function: protein kinase activity; ATP binding; protein binding.